UUUGGAUUCCUUCGUUCUAGACUUGAUUAUAAAUACCUUGCUCCAGUCGCACAAUUCAUUUCAGAACACACAUAUGCUACUCAGCUAUAUACUACAAACACACUAACCCUCUUAGGAUAACAAAAAUGCUCUCCCUUAGCAUUCCAAUUCUAGUACUCCUCCUUGGCCUAUUAUUGGCUUCGUGGAGAUCAAUAAAGCAAUUACUUGAACAACAAAUUUCAUCCUCAAAAUCACUGAAUAAAAUAGAUACUCCAAAGUUACCUCCUAGCCCACCAAAAUUGCCCAUCAUAGGACACCUUCACUUAGUAGGAAGCCUCCCUCAUCGUAGCUUCCAAGAGUUAGCCAAAAAAUAUGGACCCAUUAUGCACUUAAAGCUCGGCUCCAUGCCCGUCAAUGUGAUCUCAUCCCCUCAAAUGGCGGAGCGCCUUCUUAGGAACCAUGACGUUCUUUGUGCGAAGAGACCCAUGUCCCAGGUUUCUCAUGACCUUUCAUAUGGUUCUAAGGGAAUUAUUUUCACUCCAUAUAGUUCAUACUGGAAAAAUGUGAGGAAAUUAUGUGUCAUGGAGCUUUUAAGUGCUUCGAAAAUAAGGUCGUUCGCAUGGUUGAGAGAGGAGGAAUUGAGUAAACUAACGAGUUCCUUGAAGGAUGCUUCGGCGGCAAAUCAAGCCGUAGAUAUUGGCGCUAGCGUUGGUGGUGUUCUAGAGGAGUUGAUAUAUCGAAUGUUGUAUGGAGCUCCCAAAAACGAUGAUUUGGCUCUUAGAGCUGUUGUUCUUGAGGCUUUGAGACUAUCAGGAACAUUGAAUAUUGCUGACUACUUGCCUUUUCUUGCACCUUUUGAUCCUCAGGGUCUCAAAAGGCGCAUAAAAAAACUUAUGAAGACUGUGGACGAUGUAUUAGAGAAGAUUAUCAACAACCAUGAAGAUGAAGCACGGAAGGAACACCGAACUCAUAGAGAUUUGGUUGAUGUAAUGUUAUCGUUAAUGACGAACAACAACAAUAGCUCACCAUCAUAUGGGAUUGAGAGGGAUGGUAUAAAAGCCAUUUUGAUAGACCUAGUUGUUCCGGCAAUUGAUAGUGCUACAAACAUAGUAAAGUGGGCACUUGCAUCUCUUUUGAAGCAUCCAGAGAAAAUGAGGAAAUUACAAGAGGAGAUAGAAGAUGUUGUAGGAAAAAGGGAGGAGAAAGAUUUGCCAAAGUUUAAAUACAUAGACUUAGUUAUCAAAGAAAUUUUUAGGCUCUACCCAAUCAUCUUUGCUCCACAUGAAGCCAUGCAAGAUAUUACAUUUGAUGGGUAUUAUGUUCCAAAAGGCUCACAAAUUUUCUUAAAUUCAUGGGCAAUUGGUAGAGACCCAAAUAUAUGGUCAGAUAACUGUGAAGAAUUUCAUCCAGAAAGAUUUUUGAAUAACGAUAUUGAUAUAAUUAGCGGCCAAGAUUUCCGCCUUGCCCCCCUUGGAUUUGGCCGGAGAAGGUGUCCUGGUACACAACUUGGACUACUAAAUGUUAAGCUAUUAUUGUCGCAAUUGGUGCAUUGCUUUGAUUGGAACAUGCCUGAUAAUAGCUCUUCCAACGAUUUAGUCAUGCAAGAGAAGUUUGGGCUUGUUAUGUCCAUGGCUAAUAACUUGAUACUUAUUCCUAAAUACCGCCUUAAUAUUGCCUAA
Messenger RNA from Beta vulgaris subsp. vulgaris (sugar beet), 1658 nucleotides. RefSeq names its product cytochrome P450 CYP736A12. Gene Ontology annotation, molecular function: iron ion binding; monooxygenase activity; oxidoreductase activity, acting on paired donors, with incorporation or reduction of molecular oxygen. The transcript has 2 exons. The record is from RefSeq and is a predicted model, not a curated record. The coding region runs from base 126 to 1658 and encodes 510 amino acids. NCBI's taxonomy places the organism in Eukaryota, Viridiplantae, Streptophyta, Magnoliopsida, Caryophyllales, Amaranthaceae.